Molecule: messenger RNA, 759 nt
Organism: Nyctereutes procyonoides (raccoon dog)
Lineage: Eukaryota; Metazoa; Chordata; Mammalia; Carnivora; Canidae
Gene: DYNLT4
Product: dynein light chain Tctex-type 4
Exons: 3
Coding region: 102-758 (218 amino acids)
Biological process (GO): microtubule-based movement
Cellular component (GO): cytoplasm; cytoplasmic dynein complex
Molecular function (GO): dynein intermediate chain binding
Source: RefSeq, a predicted model, not a curated record
CGGGAGCCCCGCUCUAUAUCUGCCCCCCGCAGUGUGCCUAGGAAUCCACGCAGCCCGGGACUAUUUGAUUCACCUGCCCCCAGAACACAGCCGACAGGUCCAUGGCUGGCAGGUCCGCGCCCCCCGGCCGCCAGGAGGAUACUCCCAAAGAUCCCGGCCCGAAGCUACCAGCAGCGAGGCCUGCAGGCCACCUGCCCAGUAUCGAUGAGGCCCGCCUGGCAGGCCUGGGCCCGUCCUCCCGCCGGGGCUCUGUGCUGGGCCCAGCCUCGUCCUUCUCACGUCGCAACUCCCUGGCAGGACCAGGCGCGGGUCCCGGGGGCCGGCGACCAUCUCUGGGCCCAGUGCCUCCCCUAGGCUCGAGGGUUAGCUUCUCGGGGUUGCCCCUGGCCCCCCUGCGUCGAGCGGCGCCCUCCUACCGCACUGAGCCCGCGCCGGGGGAGCGCUGGGAGGCCGCUCGGGUGCAGCGCUCGCUGGAGGCGGCGCUGGCGGCGCGGCUGCGCAGCACGUGCUACUCGGGCGCGGAGGCGGGGCCGCUGACCCGGGAGCUGUGCGAGCUGCUGCGAGUGCGCCUGCGCCAGCUCUGUCCCCCGCGCUACAAGCUGGUGUGCGGCGUGGUGCUGGGGCCGCGCGCCGGCCAGGGCGUGCACGUGGCCAGCCGCGCGCUCUGGGACGCCGAGAGCGACGGGCUGGCCUCCGCCACCUUCACCAACGCCUCGCUCUUCGCCGUGGCCAUGGUCCACGGGCUCUACUGCGAGUGAG